AUGGCGCAGCGCCGCAGGUUCCACCGCCGCAGGCAGGGCGCAUCAGGGCAGGCGGCAUCUGGGGGGGGUGCGCCUUCAGGCACGCCUGUCAGCACGCCAGGGCCCCCUGAGCCGUCUGAUAGCCUGGUAGGGGAGGGGGAGGAGGAGGAGUUGGAGGGCACGUUUGUGUGGGGCACGGGGGUGAGCGUGCAGGACGUGUCCAGCAAGUUUGCAUCGUUCGUGCGGCACUUCAGGGAGGCGGAUGAUGCUCUUCACGCCAAGUACUCCCAGCAGCUGGAUGAGCUGCUGGAGAUGGAGGGGGACACAUUUCCUGUGGACUGUGCUGACGUGUAUGCCUUCUCUGCUGAGCUGUACCGCCUACUUGUGCGCUACCCAUUGGAGGUCAUCCCCAUCUUCGACAUCAAGAUUGCUGAGCUGGCAGCCGACCGCAUGCCCAUGUGGGACAAGCACAUCCAGGUGCGCACGUUCAACCUCCGGGACACAGUGCACAUGCGCGACCUCAACCCCUCAGACAUCGAUGCACUGGUGGCUGUGAGGGGCAUGGUCAUCCGCACCUCCUCCAUCAUCCCAGACAUCAAGGCUGCUUACUUCAAGUGCCUCGUGUGCGGCCACUCGCCUGACCUCGUGCUUGUUGACAGAGGGGUGAUAGAGGAACCAAGGCGGUGUCCCUGGCCCGAGUGUGGGGCGAUGAACAGCAUGACGCUGUUGCACAACCGCAGCCGGUUUAUCAACAAGCAGAUGCUGCGCCUGCAGGAGACGCCCGAGGACAUGCCUGAGGGGGAGACACCGCACACUGUGCCCGUGUUCCUGUUUGACUCCUUGGUGGAUACUGCCAAGCCGGGCGAUCGAGUGGAGGUGACGGGGGUGUUUCGAGCCGUACCCGUGCGGGUCAACUCCAACCAGCGCAACCUGCGCUCGCUCUACCGGACCUAUCUUGACUGCAUUCACAUCCGCAAGGAGGAGGGAGGCCGCACACGCAACAAGGGGGCAGCGCAGCAGUCACAGCCGCUGGCAACCUCUGCUGGAGGCGAUGCUGAUGACGCCAACCCCGAUGCUGCCUACUUCUCACCGCAGCAGGUGGAGGCGUUUCGAGAACUAUCCCGGCAGCCGGACAUAUACGAGCGGCUGGCUCGCUCCCUGGCGCCGUCCAUCUAUGAGCUGGACGACAUCAAGAAGGGGCUGCUGUGCCAGCUCUUCGGUGGGUCAGUAAAACGCCUGUCCUCAGGCGUGCAGUUCCGCGGAGACAUGAACGUGCUGCUGGUGGGGGACCCGGGCACGAGCAAGUCGCAGCUACUGCAGUAUGUGCACAAGAUCGCUCCUAGGGGGAUCUACACGAGCGGCCGGGGGAGCAGUGCUGUGGGGCUUACUGCGUAUGUUACCAAGGACCCUGAGACACGCGAAAUGGUGCUGGAGAGCGGAGCGCUGGUGCUGAGCGAUCGAGGCAUCUGCUGCAUUGAUGAGUUUGACAAGAUGUCCGACAAUGCCCGCAGCAUGCUGCAUGAGGUGAUGGAGCAGCAGACUGUCUCAGUGGCCAAGGCCGGCAUUAUCGCCACGCUCAACGCGCGCACGUCUGUGCUCGCCUGCGCCAACCCCUCUGGCUCGCGCUACAACCCGCGCCUCUCUGUCAUUGACAACAUCCAGCUGCCACCUACCCUGCUCUCCAGGUUCGAUCUCAUCUAUCUCAUUCUCGACAAGGCAGAGGAGCAAUCCGACCGUCGGUUAGCCCGCCAUCUCGUUGCUCUGCACUACAAGAACCCAGAGACCUCGGCUGCAGCCACCAUAGACGUAGCAACGCUCACCGCCUACAUCACCUACGCCCGCACGCGCAUCCACCCGGAGCUGAGCGAUGAGGCGGCAGAGGAGCUGGUGAACGCUUAUGUGGAGCUGCGGGGGCGGGGAUCCGGGAGAAAGGUCAUCACUGCAACGCCACGUCAGCUGGAGAGCCUAAUCCGCAUCAGCGAAGCCCUCGCACGCUUGAAGCUGGCUUCCACGGUGACUCACGAAGACGUGACAGAGGCAAGGCGGCUGCUAGACGUGGCAAUGCAGCAGUCGGCCACGGAUCCCACCACAGGCACCAUCGACAUGGAUCUCAUCACCACGGGGGUGUCCGCCAGCGAGCGGGCAAAGCGCGUGCAGCUGCAGGAGGCUCUGCUCUCCUUCCUUCAGGAUAGAGCCACCGCUUCCCGCUCCUCCUUCCGAGCGCCUCAGGUACGGGGUGUUGGGGAGCAUAGGCCUGCACGCACCAUCGACAUGGACCUCAUCACCACGGGGGUGUCCGCGAGCGAGCGAGCCAAGCGCGUGCAGCUGCAGGAGGCGCUGCUCUCCUUCCUGCAGGACAGGGCUACCUCUUCGCGCUCCUCCUUCCGAGCGCCCCAGGUACUUUCAACGAACCCUGUUAGGCACACAGGCACCAUCGACAUGGACCUCAUCACCACGGGGGUGUCAGCGAGUGAGCGGGCCAAGCGCGUGCAGCUGCAGGAGGCUCUGCUCUCCUUCCUGCAGGACAGGGCUACUGCCUCCCGCUCCUCCUUCCGAGCACCUCAGGUACUCUCAGGAGACUCAGGUAGCCGUGGUGGCGGGUCGGUGCGGUAUCGGUACGCCCAGGGAGAGGCCUCAGGUAACGGUGGUGGUGUGUUGGCGCGGUAUGGGUACGUCUGUUGGGGUGUCUCUUGCACUCUACUCGCACGUGUUGUUAGAGCGUGGAACACCUGCUAG
Closterium sp. Naga37s-1 is the source of this 2715-nucleotide messenger RNA. Lineage: Eukaryota; Viridiplantae; Streptophyta; Zygnematophyceae; Desmidiales; Closteriaceae. The record is from the annotation of a GenBank genome assembly.